This is a messenger RNA of Fonticula alba, 915 nucleotides long. RefSeq lists its product as hypothetical. The transcript has 3 exons. Bases 77 to 856 code for a protein of 259 amino acids. The record is from RefSeq and is a predicted model, not a curated record. Gene Ontology annotation, molecular function: COPII receptor activity. Gene Ontology annotation, biological process: endoplasmic reticulum to Golgi vesicle-mediated transport. Lineage: Eukaryota; Rotosphaerida; Fonticulaceae. Gene Ontology annotation, cellular component: COPII-coated ER to Golgi transport vesicle; Golgi membrane; endoplasmic reticulum membrane.
CUCGCCGCCCACUCUUCCCAGACUCUCUCUCCCCCCCUUGCCGCCUUUUCUCUCUAUCUCUCUGUCGGUCUCCAACAUGCUUGUCGCGGACGUCCUUGUCUUGAUUGCCUCUGGCACCGGUUUUGCCCUUUCUACCAUCUGCCUUGCCGGCAGUUUCUACUACCUUUCGCAGCUUGUCGAGGAGCACGCCAGCCUCUCGAAGCACAUCAUGGGUGCCCUGACGGUUCUCGUCGGGCUACUGCAUGCUCUCCUGUGGUAUUACGACGGCUUCCCCCUCUCGCGGACCCUCUUCUCUCUCGGGUGCCUUGUGGCCUACUCGGCCCUCCUCCUGCCGGAGUACCCCUCGGUCAAGUUGACUUCCCCCAAGUUCCUGGUGUCGGUGGCACUGUCCCUGGCCAACUUCCUCUCGUGGCUGGAGCUCUUCAGCGGCCCCUUCCGCGACAUCCUGUCCGCCUCGCACGUGGUGUCCUUCUACUCGGUCUGUGUGUGGCUGGUCCCGCUGUCGUACCUGCUGUCCAUCUCGGUCGAUGAGUACCUCCUCCCCUCUUCCAUGUCGGCCAUGGAGCUCUUCAACCUCGCGGAGUUCUCCGCCGCCUCGGCCACCCGCGAGGCCAUCGAUCGCGAAGUGGCCGCCGAGCUCAAGAACGCCACGCUCCUCUCUCACGACGGGUCUCUGGCCAUCGGCGGGUCUAUCCACUCGGGCAACACCCUCCUCCACGGUCCCACCCCCUCGCGCCUGCUCCCCCUCGGGGCGGUUGUUUCCCAGCUGCUGGCCUCGAUCAAGCCCAGUGCUGGCGCCGCUUCCCCGGCGUCCAGCGCCCGCGCUCCUGUCGACCUCCCGCAGGUUGUCCAGUAAGGGGCCUUGCCUGGCGCUUCCUCAUGCCCCCCCCCCCUCUCUCCCCCUCUCUUUCUCUC